AUGAAGUCCACAACCUAUCUUCUCACUGCUCUUCUUCCCCUCACUCUGUCCUGGUCAAUGCUGCUCCAUCUGCGGAGCCUGACGACAUUGAGGACUCUGGUCUUGAAGACCGGGACACUUGCAGGGUCGAGCGCAGAUUCAUUUACUUCAAGUAUCCGUAUCAGUCGAGUGAUAGAACUGGCAGUGCCAACAGAGGCGACGAGGUUAAUUUCGACUACAAGUACAGAAACUGGUACAAGACGCGCAGGGGAUGGGUCAGAGAAGACGACAGGCCUCGUCGCUGCCGGGGACCUCGUCCCAACAGUUGUAACUAGAGCCAUGCGGCUCUCUAGGCCCCAGAAUACUAGGGAAAAAGAGCUCAAUAUGCUGGCUUCUGGGAGUGAAAUUGCAGGAUACUGGAGGUCCUCCUUCAUCGCUAUCCUUGUUUCAAGGGCCAAACUCUCAACUCCCCCACUAGUUCUCAAUGUCUUCGCAACUAUAUACCUAGCCGGCACUGUGAUGUUCGGUGGCGGCCCAGUCGUAAUCCCCUUGCUCCGGUCCUAUGUCAUCGACCCAGGCUGGGUUUCCAGUCGUGACUUCCUGAUUGGCCUCGCAAUACUCCAGGCCUUCCCCGGCCCAAACUUCAACGUUGCUGUCUUCCUUGGUGCACUCGCCCUCCGAACCACAUCCCACCCGACAGUCGUCGGGCUAGUCUUUACGGUCGUGGACCGGCUUUGGGAAAUUGGAUAUUUGGCUCCACUGGAGCGUGAUGGGCAGAGUCUGGCGAAGGAUCCCUGGUGGGUUGUUGUUUCUGCUGUUACCUAUGCCGAAAGUGCGUGGUUCGAGGUGCGUGGUUCAAGGUUCCGCCUGCGGCUGCAAUUUUGCUAG
Aspergillus pseudonomiae is the source of this 867-nucleotide messenger RNA. Its product is annotated as chromate transporter. Gene Ontology annotation, biological process: chromate transport. Gene Ontology annotation, molecular function: chromate transmembrane transporter activity. The transcript has 5 exons. The record is from RefSeq and is a predicted model, not a curated record. Lineage: Eukaryota; Fungi; Ascomycota; Eurotiomycetes; Eurotiales; Aspergillaceae. The coding region runs from base 1 to 867 and encodes 288 amino acids.